This is a messenger RNA of Trichechus manatus latirostris (Florida manatee), 1171 nucleotides long. RefSeq names its product Ras like without CAAX 2 (gene RIT2). Gene Ontology annotation, biological process: positive regulation of neuron projection development; Ras protein signal transduction. The coding region runs from base 247 to 903 and encodes 218 amino acids. Gene Ontology annotation, cellular component: plasma membrane. NCBI's taxonomy places the organism in Eukaryota, Metazoa, Chordata, Mammalia, Sirenia, Trichechidae. The transcript has 5 exons. Gene Ontology annotation, molecular function: GTPase activity; GDP binding; calmodulin binding. The record is from RefSeq and is a predicted model, not a curated record.
GAUCGUGAGAGACGUGAAACAGUGAAGGAUUGGAAGGAGGAGGGAGUGUAAAAGCCAGAUUUUUAUUGGAAGCAAUUGAAGUGGUUGCUAUGAGACCCGCUGGAGCAGAGGACCAGCAGCUAGCCCGACGCUGAUGGUUCUCACCGCGUUUUAAACCUUUCUUUUGACACAGUUUUAGAGUUGUUUAAUAUCUGAGCAAGCACCUGACACCGGUGACUUUUUUCUUCUCCCAGUCCCUCUGGUAAGAUGGAGGUAGAAAAUGAAGCCAGCUGCUCCGCGGGCAGCGCAUCAGGCGGGUCCAGAGAGUACAAGGUGGUGAUGCUGGGAGCAGGGGGAGUUGGUAAAAGCGCAAUGACAAUGCAGUUUAUUAGUCAUCAAUUCCCUGAUUAUCAUGACCCAACUAUAGAAGAUGCUUACAAGACCCAGGUUAGGAUCGACAAUGAGCCAGCUUAUUUGGACAUCUUGGACACUGCUGGCCAGGCAGAAUUCACAGCCAUGAGGGAGCAGUACAUGCGAGGUGGUGAGGGCUUCAUCAUCUGCUACUCCAUCACUGACCGCCAAUCCUUCCAGGAGGCUGCCAAGUUUAAAGAGCUCAUUUUUCAGGUCCGCCACACCUACAAAAUUCCUCUGGUGCUGGUGGGCAACAAAAUUGACCUGGAACACUUCCGCCAGGUCUCUACAGAAGAAGGCUUGAGUCUGGCCCGAGAAUAUAACUGUGCUUUUUUUGAGACGUCUGCAGCCCUCAGAUUCUGUAUCGAUGAUGCAUUUCACGGCUUAGUGAGGGAAAUCCGUAAGAAAGAGUCCAUGCCCUCCCUGAUGGAAGGGAAACUGAAGAGAGAAAACAGCCUGUGGAAGAAGUUAAAAGGUUCACUGAAGAAGAAGAAGAAAGAAAACAGGACAUGAUAUCCCUGCUUCUGACUCCCUCACUCUCUUUCUCGCUCAGAAUUGUAUUUGAUGGACAAUUGCAGAUGUAGCAUUCUGCUUCAGUAUUCUGUUUGUCUCUUUCUCUUUAAAUAUCUGCUUGUAGAUAAAAGCAAGAUCUAUAGAACUGUACCUCUUGAGAUAGUUUUGUUUUGUCUUUAACAGUUGGAUGGAUUUUGUCAAUCAGCCGGAUAUGCUGUUUAGUUUUUACAGUAUAUUACUAAAUAAAAUUGACAUUCUAAUUGCCUCA